GGCGCUCCCGGGCGGCCCGACUGCGCAGGCGCCGCUUCCGCGCCAACAUGGCGGCCGUGUUGUUGCUGCUGCGCGCCCUCGGUCGGGGCCCGACUUUGGGGCCUGGGCGGCUGCGGGGCUCCUGCUCGGGCUGGAGCCCAGGCCUCACCACCGGGGUCGGGAGGAGAUGCCAGCACUUCGCCUACAGGCCUCCGAUCCGACUCGCGGGGGCCGGAGGCCAAGCCAAGCAGAGCUUGCACCUGUGCCUGCCGACCCCUCCCUGGGACAGGUUCCCGGGACUGCUGUGCAAACAGCAUCUAGUCCAGCAUCCAGCCCGGCUCUGGGAACUCUUAGGUGCCACUUACUAUUUCAACACCUCCAGGCUGAGGCAGAAGACUAAGGACGGUAACACACCCAAGGGGAGGAGCCCUGAGGAUGAUGAAGAGGAGCGGAGACGCAAGGAGCGAGAGGACCAGAUGUACCGCGAGCGGCUGCGUACCUUGUUUGUCAUCGCCGUGAUCAUGAGCCUGCUGAACGCGCUCAGCACCGGCGGCGGCAACAUUUCCUGGAACGACUUUGUCCACGAGAUGCUGGCCAAGGGCGAGGUGCAGCGGGUGCAGGUGGUGCCAGAGAGCGACGUGGUGGAGGUGUACCUGCACCCCGGAGCCGUGGUGUUCGGGCGGCCUCGGCUGGCCUUGAUGUACCGGAUGCAGGUGGCAAACAUCGACAGGUUCGAGGAGAAGCUGCGAGCUGCCGAAGACGCUCUGAACAUCGAAGGCCAGGACCGGAUCCCGGUCUCCUAUAAGCGGACGGGAUUCUUCGGGAAUGCCCUCUACGCCCUGGGGAUGACCGCAGUGGGCCUGGCCAUCCUGUGGUACGCGUUCCGACUGGCUGGGAUGACUGGAAGGGAAGGAGGACUCAGCGCCUUUAAUCAGCUCAAAAUGGCUCGUUUCACGAUUGUGGACGGCAAGAUGGGGAAAGGAGUCAGCUUCAAAGAUGUAGCAGGAAUGCAUGAAGCCAAACUGGAAGUCAAAGAGUUUGUGGAUUAUCUGAAGAGCCCAGAGCGCUUCCUUCAGCUUGGUGCUAAAGUCCCAAAAGGCGCGCUGCUGCUCGGGCCCCCCGGCUGCGGGAAAACGCUCCUGGCCAAGGCGGUGGCGACGGAGGCCCGGGUGCCCUUCUUGGCGAUGGCUGGCCCAGAGUUCGUGGAGGUCAUCGGAGGCCUCGGCGCGGCCCGCGUGCGGAGCCUCUUCAAGGAAGCCCGGGCCCGAGCGCCCUGCAUCGUGUACAUCGAUGAGAUCGACGCCGUGGGCAAGAAGCGCUCCACCGCCAUGUCCGGCUUCUCCAACACGGAGGAGGAGCAGACGCUCAACCAGCUCCUGGUGGAGAUGGACGGAAUGGGCACCACGGACCAUGUCAUCGUCCUGGCAUCUACCAACCGAGCUGACAUCUUGGACAACGCCCUGCUGAGGCCUGGCCGGCUGGAUCGACACGUCUUCAUUGACCUUCCCACGCUGCAGGAAAGGCGGGAGAUUUUUGAGCAGCACCUGAGGAGCCUGAAGCUGACCCGGGCCAGUGGCUUCUACUCCCAGCGCCUGGCAGAGCUGACCCCGGGGUUCAGCGGUGCCGACAUUGCCAACAUCUGUAACGAGGCCGCGCUGCACGCUGCGCGAGAAGGCCACACGUCCGUCCACACGUUCAACUUCGAGUACGCCGUGGAGCGAGUCAUUGCCGGGACCGCCAAAAAGAGCAAGAUCCUCUCAAAAGAAGAACAGAAGGUGGUGGCGUUCCACGAGUCAGGCCAUGCCCUGGUCGGCUGGUUGCUGGAGCACACGGAGGCCGUGAUGAAGGUCUCCAUCGCCCCGCGGACAAACGCAGCACUGGGCUUCGCUCAGAUGCUUCCGAGAGACCAGCACCUCUUCACCAGGGAGCAGCUGUUCGAGCGGAUGUGCAUGGCCUUGGGGGGCCGCGUGUCGGAGGCCAUCUCCUUCAACAAAGUCACUUCUGGGGCCCAGGAUGACCUAAGGAAGGUCACCCGCAUUGCCUACUCCAUGGUGAAGCAGUUUGGGAUGGCUCCAAACAUCGGGCCUGUGUCCUUUCCCGAGGCGCAGGAGGGCGUGCCAGGAAUUGGACGGCGCCCCUUCAGCCAAGGCCUCCAGCAGAUGAUGGAUCACGAAGCUAAACUGCUGGUGGCAAAGGCCUACAGGCACACGGAGCAGGUGCUGCGGGACAACCUGGACAAGCUGCAGGCGCUGGCGAACGCGCUGCUGGAGAAGGAGGUGAUAAACUACGAGGACAUCGAGGCCCUCAUCGGCCCGCCGCCGCACGGGCCCAAGAAGAUGAUCGCGCCGCAGCGGUGGAGCGAGGCCGAGAGGGAGACGCAGGACACCGGGGAGGACGAGGCACCUCAGCAGCCCCCAUUCCAGGGGGAGGAGCCAUCUUGGCCCAAAUAGGAACCUCCCCCUGGCCCUCUCUGGUCUCUGAAAGCUCCUGAGAUCUAUUUAUUGACGGCCCUCCUUAGGAGAAGUAAACGUUUUUGCAGAUGA
This is a messenger RNA of Suricata suricatta (meerkat), 2522 nucleotides long. It is a transcript of the gene SPG7, whose product is annotated as SPG7 matrix AAA peptidase subunit, paraplegin. The transcript is spliced from 17 exons. The record is from RefSeq and is a predicted model, not a curated record. Gene Ontology annotation, biological process: protein-containing complex assembly; mitochondrial protein processing. Gene Ontology annotation, cellular component: membrane; m-AAA complex. Bases 48 to 2429 code for a protein of 793 amino acids. NCBI's taxonomy places the organism in Eukaryota, Metazoa, Chordata, Mammalia, Carnivora, Herpestidae. Gene Ontology annotation, molecular function: zinc ion binding; ATP-dependent peptidase activity; metalloendopeptidase activity.